This is a messenger RNA of Cyprinodon variegatus (sheepshead minnow), 1377 nucleotides long. RefSeq names its product palmdelphin-like. NCBI's taxonomy places the organism in Eukaryota, Metazoa, Chordata, Actinopteri, Cyprinodontiformes, Cyprinodontidae. The coding region runs from base 1 to 1377 and encodes 458 amino acids. The transcript is spliced from 6 exons. The record is from RefSeq and is a predicted model, not a curated record. Gene Ontology annotation, cellular component: membrane; cytoplasm. Gene Ontology annotation, biological process: regulation of cell shape.
AUGAAUUCUCCUUCCUUCCCUGAAGCCUGUGUUGUGUGGUUUGAACAGAAGAGGGCGCUCAGAGAGCAGUGGCUGAUGCAGGACUCAGCCGUCCACCAGCAGUCUGAUCUGCAGCAGAGCCGAGCUCUGUUCCUCAACAUCCACAGGAUGGAAAAGGAGGUGGACUUCCUGGAGAGGCAGGAGGCGAUGGUUUCCACCAAUGAAAGCCUCAUCCUCACCCGACUGAAGGCUAUGGAGAAAAGUCCAGAGGAACUCAUCCAGGAGGCCCGAUACAGCUGGACUGUAUUACCCGAACCGACCGGCAGUCAUCUCUCAGGCUUUCCCAGCCCAUCAGCCAACAACCUGAACACUCCAGCAAACACUCUGUUCGGCGUGGAAAUCAAUGUGACUGAAAACAUGUUAACUGGUUCUAGAGGAAAUGUUUCUGCUGAGGAACGUUGCCUCCAGUCUGGGCUCCAGGUCUGUGACGAAGACAGCAGGUGUCCUCUGCAGGUACUGGUCCUAACCCAUAGGGUCCAGUCUGUUAGUCAGCAGCCUGUUCUGGACUCGGGAGUCAAGAGGUGUUUUACCGAGCUGUCAGCCAGAAGCCAACCAGAAAAGCAAAACUACCUUUCAGGCUUUAGUCGAUGUCAUCAUCAAGAUGGAAAGAAAACCAAGGGAGGACAUCAUGGUAACUACAUCCACCAAGGAACGACAGAUGGGAAAAAUGUUAACUUCAGGCAAACCUGGCAGAAGAGACCCCAUGAUGAGCACAGCUACAGUCCCAGCUCAACAGCCUAUUGGGGGCUUUGUCCACAUGAUGACGACCAGAGAGACUCCCACAGCAGACUGUGUGAGAUGAGAAGCUGCGGCUGCAUCUUCAAAGAUGGACCUGCUAUUCCCCACAGAAGCAGACGCGAUGGGACAGUCUGUCGGACAGAGUUGUGCCACAACACAGCGGGAUUUCUUCCUUCUGUUGACAAAAGCAAGUUUUACUGCUACUACACAUCAAGCAUCCGACCAGAGAGCGGCUGCAACCGUUGGACUGCUCUGUACAGUGACCCCGCCCACUGCAGCAGGCUGCCCUCCCCUCUGUGCGCCGAAGACCAGCCUUACACCAUCCUCCACUCCGCAGAGAGCUCUGAGCCAAUCACAGCCAUCUUCAUGGGUUUCCACACAGCUCAGGAUGAUAGCGGGCAGCUUCAGGAGUGUGAGGGAACCCUAAAGGCGGAACUGGUCAAAAUUGAAGACCAUAGUGAAGAGGGGAAGAAGGUUAACCAGGUUUCAGAAAGAUGCCCAUCAAAAAGAAACCAGGGAGGGCGUUGGUCAGAGAAGAAGGUGGAGCCAGGUGUCAGAAACCUUAAAGAAAAACAGAAGCUCUGCUGUACGGUGGCCUGA